This is a messenger RNA of Triplophysa rosa, 1390 nucleotides long. RefSeq names its product centromere protein S (gene cenps). Gene Ontology annotation, biological process: resolution of meiotic recombination intermediates; replication fork processing. Bases 470 to 862 code for a protein of 130 amino acids. The record is from RefSeq and is a predicted model, not a curated record. Gene Ontology annotation, molecular function: chromatin binding; protein heterodimerization activity. Gene Ontology annotation, cellular component: FANCM-MHF complex; Fanconi anaemia nuclear complex. The transcript is spliced from 5 exons. NCBI's taxonomy places the organism in Eukaryota, Metazoa, Chordata, Actinopteri, Cypriniformes, Nemacheilidae.
AAAAUGUAAUGGUAGCAAAAAUAGCAAAAUAAUUUAUUGAUGAACUGUAUAUAAUGGUAAACAAAUAUAAUUAUAAAUUCAUGCUAAGCAAAUACACCCUACCCCAAGAACUGUUCAGAAUUGCGGUUGAAAACGUUUGACACUUGCCUAUAUGACACUUUAUCAAUAUUUUAAAAUAAUUAUAUGCAGAUAUAUAAUAACUGCAGAAAAUAAAUGCACAUGGUAAAGCAAAUAGAAUUUGAAUUUAAUGUUUGAAUUUGAGCCAAACAAAUGUCCUUAAAAGUGAACAGAUGCAAAUCACACCAGUAAAUCGGUCAUUCUAAGGUCACUUCCGCUCCACACCAGUAGGGGGCGUUGAUGCGAAAAGACAGUCAGAAGCAUUACAACGCGAGUAAACCAUAUUUCGCGGAAUUUUCAAUUUCAAGUAAAUAAAAACGUGAAGUUGAACUAAGUUCGACUCAUUUAUCUAAUGAAGAUGGAUGACAAUGACGCACAAAAGCAGAGGCUUAAAGCUGCUAUUCAUUACACAGUCGGCUAUCACUGUCAACACAUUGCCUCAGACUGCGAGAAACAAAUCACCAAACAAACCAUAGCAGCUAUAGCUGAGACUGCAUUCAGACAAUGUGACAUAUUUGCCAAGGACCUGGAAGCUUUCGCGAGGCAUGCUAAACGACACACGGUUACAGUAGAUGAUGUGAAGCUCACGGCUAGGAGAACCACAGCAUUGGCCGACUACAUUCAGCAGAAAAGCGAAGAAUUGGCUUUGAACAACCAAGAACUGAAGGAGAAGAGAAAGAAGACUGCUGCAAAGAGGAAGAGCAAAGACAUGGAACCCGAGGAAGACAAUGAAGUUGAAGACUAAUGGAAAAGGACCAAAAUAUAUACAGGCAUCAUUAACAUUUACAGAUUCGGCUGGUAAAUGUGCGAAUCAACCAACUUUACAUCAGAGUGAAAUAUUUGAAUAAUUACUCAAACAAACAAGUGUUUGGUUGCGUUUUAUUGUAAUAAAGAAUCCUGAAAGCAUACGUGUUCAAUAGGAAGCUUUCUAAUAAAACAAUGUAGAUAUUGUAAAAAAUUUAAUACUUUGACCUGAAAAUGACUUUGUCUCAAUGUCAUUGCUACUGUAUUGAAACCAGAUCAAAUCCAAUUGCAUCUCAGUUAACAUUUAGGUGGAUUUAAGUGGGACAAAAAGCAAUUUUCUCAUUAAACUUAAGCAUGUACUUAGAAAGCAACUCAUGUUAAGGGACCUAUAAAUUCUGCCACAUUACACCAUGUCCAUUACCAGAGGUUUUAUUGCUGUAAUGGGGUACCACAGCAUCCUCCAUCUUCUUCCAUCCCCAAACGGACUUCCCGCCUGGGGUUCAGUUGCGGCCAUCCAUAUUCCAGGCCC